AUGUGUGAUAGCGAUGAUCCCGGUGACCAACACAGUGGUAUGGAUUUAACUGGGUUUUUGUUUGGUAACAUCGAUGAAAGAGGUCAACUCGAAGAUGACGGUCUACUUGAUGGAGACUCCAAAAAAAUGCUCGCAUCCCUCAACCGCUUGGGCCUUGGGUCUAUGUUGUCCGAGGUCCUUGAUGCUGAAGAACCUAUCAAGGAAGAAGAAGAAAAAGAUUACAGUCAAAAAAGCCCAUCAGCUGUAGAUUUCUUUGAUAUUGAUGACGCUGUUGAUGAUGACAUCAAGGAAGAGGAAAUUAAAACAGGUUGGCAAGAGCAAACUACAGAUACCAUUAACAAAAACACUCAAAAACAGAAGCAGGAUAUAUUAUCAGACAUUGAUUCAGAACAUUAUUUACACAAUAAUGACAGUAUUGAACCUACAGAUUGGAAAGAUAAUGUGACGAGUGAUAAUGACACAAAGCAAGUAUAUGAGACAAGAAAUGAUGAAGGAUAUGAGGGUGACAUGGAAGGUGAUGAUGGACUCAUGCCACCACCUAGUAGCGUUCCUAGACAAAAGAAUGAAAAGCCUAAGAAACUUGAAACACCCCUAGCUGCAAUGCUUCCAUCAAAAUAUGCUAAUGUUGAUGUAACUGAACUGUUUCCAGAUUUUAGAGCUGACAAAGUUUUAUUAUUCUCCCGUCUUUUUGGCCCUGGGAAAUUGUCAAGUUUACCACAAAUAUGGCGUGGUGUAAAAAAACGACGGCGGCGCAAACGUAGUGGCAGUACCAGCUCCGAUACACCGCCUCAGGCCGAGACACAAGAUCCACAGUAUGCCAGCGAUGAUGAAGAAAAAUUUCUUAAGCCAAUGGAAGAGAACCAACAUUCAUCACUACAUGACAGUAAUGCAUCGGGAGACAGAAAUGAUAAAAGCCAAAGAGUUACUCCAGCUCACUGGAGAUUUGGUCCGGCACAGGCCUGGUAUGACAUGCUCAAUGUGCCAGAAACAGGAGACGGCUUUGACUAUGGAUUCAAACUAAAGGCACCGUCUCCGGAUCGCGAAGAGAAACCCAUAGAAGAGCCAGUAGACGAUCAAAAUACAGAGAGUGCGGACAGCGGGUUUCCAGACGAUUCUUUUCUUAUGGUAUCCCAAUUGCAGUGGGAGGAUGACGUCAUAUGGGACGGAAAUGAAAUAAAACAUAAGGUAUUGGCGCGCCUUAAUAGUAAAAGUAACGCAGCAGGGUGGGUCCCAACCUCAGUGAGUCGUACAGCGCAGCAGUUCUCACACCCGCGACCCCACAUCCCGCACACUCCACACACACCAUUACCUACCACCCAACAUAAGACACCCACUUCAAUAGCAUCUACAAGCCAAGCGAAUGCGGACGGUGAAGACAACACAUGGUACAGUAUAUUCCCCGUUGAAAAUGAAGAGCUGGUGUAUGGGACGUGGGAGGACGAGGUCAUCUGGGACCCUGAGAACAUGCCAAAGAUACCAAAACCCAAGAUAUUGACCCUCGACCCCAAUGACGAGAAUAUUAUAUUGGGAAUACCUGAUGACGUUGACCCUUCCAAGAUUACACGAGAGCGAGGCCCUCAGCCAAAAGUAAAAAUUCCACAUCCACACGUAAAGAAGUCGAAAUUACUAUUGGGCAAAGCUGGUGUCAUCAACGUAUUGCAAGAAGAUGCGCCUCCGCCGCCGCCGAAGUCACCUGAUAGGGAUCCCUUUAAUAUAUCUAAUGAUGUAUUUUAUCAGACGAAAUCGCAGAAUCCACGGUUGAAGGCUGGUGGGGGACAGCUAAUCCAACACAGUACACCCGUAGUCGAAUUGCGAGCGCCCUUCAUACAAACGCACAUGGGACCAGCCCGGCUUCGGGCCUUCCAUCGACCAGCCUUGAGAAAGCUCGCGUAUGGUCCAUUGGCCGCGCCUGGACCUCACCCAGUCCAGCCAUUGAUUAAACAUAUACGGAAGAAGGCUAAACAACGUGAAGCCGAGCGAUUGGCCUCUGGUGGCGGUGACGUAUUCUUCAUGCGUACACCCGAAGACCUAAGCGGGCGUGAUGGCGAAUUGGUACUCCUAGAAUUCUGUGAGGAACACCCACCGCUAAUAAGCCAAGUGGGAAUGUGUUCGAAGAUCAAGAAUUACUACAAGCGAACAGCUAUCAAGGAUACCGGACCCCCGCCGCUGAAGUACGGCGAAGUUGCGUACGCACAUACGUCCCCGUUUCUUGGGAUCUUACCUCCUGGUGCUACACAGUCUGUGGUCGAGAAUAAUAUGUACCGAGCGCCUAUUUACAACCAUACAUUGCCACAGACGGACUUUCUGGUUAUUCGGACAAGACAAGCGUAUUACAUACGAGAAGUGGAUUCAUUAUUUGUCGCUGGUCAAGAGUGUCCAUUGUAUGAAGUACCUGGUCCCAACUCGAAAAGAGCUAACAAUUUUGUUAGGGAUUUCUUACAGGUUUUCAUAUACAGAUUGUUUUGGAAGUCGCGUGAUAAUCCUCGCCGUAUUAAAAUGGACGAUAUAAAGCGAGCAUUUCCGUCGCAUUCGGAAAGUUCGAUUCGUAAACGGCUAAAACUUUGUGCUGACUUCAAACGAACGGGUCUUGAUUCUAACUGGUGGGUAAUAAAACCAGAAUUCCGUCUACCCUCGGAAGAGGAAAUUCGUGCGAUGGUUUCCCCUGAGCAGUGCUGUGCCUACUUCAGUAUGGCAGCGGCGGAACAGCGCCUUAAAGAUGCUGGUUAUGGAGAAAAGUUCAUCUUCACACCGCAAGAGGAUGAUGAUGAAGAGUUGCAACUUAAAAUGGAUGAUGAGGUGAAAGUAGCUCCAUGGAACACGACACGUGCCUACAUUCAGGCGAUGCGUGGCAAGUGUUUGCUCCAAUUGACGGGGCCGGCUGACCCAACAGGGUGCGGCGAAGGUUUCUCGUACGUGCGCGUACCAAACAAACCCACUCAACAGCCCAACGAGGAACAACAGCCUAAGAGAACUGUCACAGGAACGGACGCCGACUUGAGAAGACUUAGCUUGAACAAUGCUAAAGCUCUGCUUAGGAAGUUUGGCGUGCCCGAGGAAGAAAUCAAGAAGCUCUCUCGUUGGGAAGUAAUUGAUGUAGUGAGAACGUUGUCUACGGAAAAAGCAAAGGCCGGUGAAGAGGGUAUGACGAAGUUCUCGCGUGGAAACCGCUUCUCUAUUGCAGAACAUCAAGAAAGGUACAAAGAAGAAUGUCAGCGCAUAUUCGAGCUCCAAAACCGAGUACUUCAAAGCACUGAAGUACUGAGUACUGACGAGGCUGAGAGUUCUGUCAGUGAAGAGUCCGACUUAGAGGAAAUGGGCAAAAACCUUGAAAAUAUGCUCGCCAAUAAGAAGACCACAGAACAGCUGACACUAGAAAGAGAGGAAGCUGAGCGCGCUGAACUUCGGAAGAUGAUACUUGGACAAUCAGAGAAGAAGCCACAGAUCAAUCAAAGCGAUCAGCAGUCAUCAAAUCAAGGUCGCGUACUCCGUAUCGUACGUACGUUCCGCAACGCAUCGGGUCAAAGGUAUACGCGAGUUGAGUUGGUUCGUAAAGCGGCCGUACUUGAAGCCUACGCUAAGAUUCGUUCAACAAAGGACGACGCCUUCAUCCGGCAGUUCGCAACUAUGGACGAGACGCAGAAGGAAGAGAUGAAGAGAGAAAAGAGAAGAAUACAGUGUGGUGCUUGCGGUCAAGUGGGACACAUGCGUACAAACAAGGCGUGUCCCUUAUACACGGGCGGUGGGCCAAGCUCGCCUGACCGUGAUGAACGGGACGAUCGCGAUGAUCGACUCGAAGACACGCUGGAUGAAGAUACAUCUUACGUCGAUGGCACUAAGCUCACGCUACCCUCCAAGAUUGUGAAGCAAUCUGCGGAGGAAUUCCGUCGUCGUAGCGGCAGUCGUCGCGGUGAAGUCCGAGCGGGCGGACGGAACCGAAGACGUCCCACUGCCAGCGAAUCAUGCGACUAUCUCGUUAAGAGACCAGCUGAAAGGCGCCGAACCGACCCACUCGUUACGCUGUCGUCGCUGCUGGAAGAAGUCCUCACUACAAUGAGACAUUUGCCGGACGUGCAGCCUUUCCUGUUCCCUGUUAAUCAAAAGCUGGUAGCGGACUACUAUCGCGUGGUGACCCGUCCCAUGGACCUGCAGACGAUUCGUGACAAUCUACGUCAAAAGCACUACCACAGCAGGGAAGAGUUCCUCGCUGACGUAAACCAAAUUGUCGAAAAUUCCAACUUAUAUAAUGGUGCAAACAGUAGCUUGACAGUGGCCGCUCAGCGGAUGAUGCAGAGAUGUUUCGAGAAACUCGCUGAAAAAGAGGAACAGUUUAUGAAACUCGAAAAACAAAUUAACCCGCUGCUUGAUGAUAAUGAUCAGGUGGCGCUGUCCUUCAUCUUCGAGAACCUCCUCACUACCAAACUAAAGAUAAUGCCCGAAGCUUGGCCCUUCCUGAAACCCGUCAAUAAGAAGCAAGUAAAGGACUAUUACAAUGUUAUCAAGAAACCUAUGGACAUGGAGAGCAUUGGAAAGAAAAUUCAAGCUCAUAAAUAUCACAGCCGUGCAGAAUUUCUGCGCGACAUUCAGUUGUUAGUGGACAACUGUCGCGCGUACAACGGACUGAAUUCGCAGUUCACGAGGCAGGCGGAAGCCGUGCUGCAGGUCACGCAGGAGUCGUUGGAUCAGUUCGACGAGCACGUGAGCCAAUUAGAGGCGAACAUUGCGCGAGUGCAGCAGAAAAUGCUGGAGGAAGUGGACCACUCUGAUACUGAAGAAGAAAUGCCAACCCAUGAUGACGUGAAGCGAGGCAGAGGUAGACCUCGUAAGCACAAGCCACAGUCACACGCAGAUGAUGCGACUCCGAGGAAACGUGGCCGUCCAAGAAAGGAUCAGAACAGUUUGGUUGAUGAUCUUCAGUACUCAGACAGCGGAAGCUCAGGCCUCGAAGAAGUGGAACAGAAGGAUGGUACUAUGCUGCAACUUUCGCUUAGACAAGAUGAAGAAGCGGGCAGCAGCGGUGUGAGCGGAAUGGGUGGAGUGUCUAUAAAGAGAGAAGUGCCGGAUGAGGCUCCGCGUUCAGACGAAUUGGUUGACGUUGAGAAUCACAACCUGCAUUACUCCUACCCUAUCAAGGAGGAGCCCAUAGAUCUGGAUAUGAGUAUGGACCCUCCCAUGGACAGCAUGGGGAUGGGAAUGCCAGACAGUGCGGGUAUGGGUAUACCUCCAGAGCCUCCGCGGUUCAAAGAAGAACCGCCUGAAAACUGGCAGCCGGAGCCUGCCAUUCAAGAUGACCUUCAAGUGACUGACAGUGAAGAGGAACCAGAAGAUGGACUGUGGUUCUAG
This is a messenger RNA of Pieris macdunnoughi, 5340 nucleotides long. The record is from the annotation of a GenBank genome assembly. NCBI's taxonomy places the organism in Eukaryota, Metazoa, Arthropoda, Insecta, Lepidoptera, Pieridae.